CACAUUGCUCCACACAACGCCGCAGGACAGCCAGCUAACCUCUGACAAACUGGAAAACUCCUCGACAUUUCACCCGUGUGGGGAAAUUAGUUUAUAACAGCCAGCUACGGUCAUGGAAACCAACAUAAACGGUUAGCGUUGCUAAUUAGCUAGCCUCCGUCUGUUGCUAACAUUUUAGUUCACCCGAGAGCGUGCUAGCAGGCCGUUACUAUCACGCCUGUAUUCACAAAUAAAUAUGUACAACGACUCGUAGCGCACAAUAGGGCGACAUGCACCAACUAACAUGCGAAAAAGCCACAUUUGGACAAUGCAAUAUAUGAAAAUAAUCUUACCAUCCACUAGCCUUUCCCGGUAGCUACACGAAAUGCGUCUUUUCAUUGGUGGAGACAAGCUGCGUCGUCAUUAUCGUGCGACUUCACCGGACCCUGCUGGCUGUUUGUUUGCUAAAUGAACAUCCCUCACACAUUGUCAGUCCCUCGUCAGAUAAAAGCAGGAUGAGUGGGGGUUUGGCACCGAGCAAAAGCACCGUGUACGUGUCCAACCUGCCUUUCUCUUUGACCAACAAUGACCUGCACAAGCUUUUCACUAAAUAUGGAAAAGUUGUGAAGGUUACGAUUGUGAAGGAUAAAGACACUCGCAGGAGUAAAGGAGUGGCGUUUGUUCUGUUCUUGGACAAAGAAUCAGCCCAUAACUGUGCAAGAUCACUGAACAACAAACAGUUGUUUGGCAGAACAGUGAAGGUGAGCAUUGCCAUCGACAACGGGCGAGCAGCUGAGUUUAUAAGGAGACGCAACUACACAGACAAGACGAAAUGUUACGAGUGUGGGGAUGUGGGGCACCUCAGCUAUGCGUGUCCCAAAAACAUGCUGGGAGAGAGGGAACCUCCUAAGAAGAAAGAAAAGAAAAAGAAGAAAAUGGCUCAACAACCUGAGCAGGUUGAGGAGGAAGAAAGUGAAGAGGAGGGGGAGGACCCAGCCCUUGAUAGUCUUAGCCAAGCCAUAGCCUUUCAGCAAGCCCGAAUUGAGGAAGAGGAACAUCGGAGGAAGCAGACUGCCUCAGAUCAAGAGGGCAGCGCUCGGGCGUCGACAUCCGACGACUCAAAGAAACCCAGGAUCAAAAAGAGUGCCUACUUCAGUGACGAGGAGGAACUCAGCGACUAAUCAUGGCGACAUACUGUACAUAUAGUUUUGCACAGAACUAAAACGUGCAGAACAAAUAGCGAAUUUGUAAAUAUAAUUUUUCAGUUUUCUAUUUCCAAUUUAAGUCAUUUUACGUGGUGUUAAAGCGUGGGAAAACAUGCUUUAGAUAAGGCAGCAAAGUAUUUUUUUAAGUGAGACAUUGUGUUUCUAAACUCACUGGCACAGUAAAUGCAACAUUGGGGUAAUCACGUGUUAUCUUAUUGGUGUGAUUUUUACAGUAUAGUUUUAUGGGAAUGACAAUAAUCCACAUAUUAGAUUAUAAAUUAGACCUACUGGGCUUGUGAUCAGUUGGUUCACAAUGGAAACUGCAGCAAAAUGGAGGUUGCUGUGGUAAAUCUACACAGAGAUUUAAGGCUUUUUCCUAGUGAUUACAGUGCAGAAAUUGUUAAAAACUAAGGGUAAAUUCAAGUAUCCUCUAACAGAAUGGGUCUUAUUUAUGAUUUUAUAGCCUUACUGUGCAUCUUUCUUAUUCCCAUAAUACUGCAUGAUGGGUGAGAAUAUGAAAAACUGUUCAUUCACACCAGAAUAAAAACAAGUCGAGUUGAAGAAAGGAUGUUAAUGCACAUAUUGUUCCUAUAUUGUUUGCAUUAUGUGACAGUUUAAGAGGAGGAUACCAUGCUGUCAUAAAAAGAUUAAGACCCCAAAUAAAACCAUGUUGUGCAACUU
This is a messenger RNA of Myripristis murdjan (pinecone soldierfish), 1865 nucleotides long. RefSeq names its product zinc finger CCHC-type and RNA binding motif 1 (gene zcrb1). Gene Ontology annotation, cellular component: U12-type spliceosomal complex. Gene Ontology annotation, molecular function: RNA binding; zinc ion binding. The transcript has 8 exons. NCBI's taxonomy places the organism in Eukaryota, Metazoa, Chordata, Actinopteri, Holocentriformes, Holocentridae. The record is from RefSeq and is a predicted model, not a curated record. The coding region runs from base 495 to 1160 and encodes 221 amino acids. Gene Ontology annotation, biological process: mRNA splicing, via spliceosome.